CUUGCACGACCGGUUGUAACCGGUAAAUCCGGCUCUCUUCUCCGGUGCCAUACACUUUCUGGCUUCUGCCAUCUUUUCACCCGCAAAACCCGAAAAUCCCUGCUCUCGCCCUCUCACUUUCACAUCCACGUCCGUCUGCUUUUUCGAAAGAAAGGACCGCUUCUCCGGUGUCCGAGACUGAUUCAGCUCCUUCCGAACUUGGUCCUAGGGCUUAUGAGAAAAUGUCUGGAGCUGAGGUACUAUGGGAGAGAUUAGUCCGGGCUGCGCUGAGGAGGGCAAGGAUUGGUGACGAUACAUAUGGACGGCCGGCUGUUGGAAUUGCUGGAAACGUACCAUCGGCACUUGCCAAAAACAGGGAUAUUGAUGAGAUAUUAAGAGUUGCAGAUGAAAUUCAAGAGGAGGAUCCUAAUGUCUCCAGAAUCUUAUGUGAGCAUGCUUACUCAUUAUCUCAGAAUUUGGACCCUAACAGUGAAGGCCGAGGUGUUUUGCAAUUUAAGACUGGUUUGAUGUCUGUUAUUAAGCAAAAGUUGGCUAAGAGAGAAGUUGGAACCAUAGAUAGAAGUCAGGACAUUGCAAAAUUACAAGAGUUCUACAAGCGCUAUAGGGAGAAGCAUAAUGUAGACAGGUUACGGGAGGAGGAGAUGAAGUUGCGGGAAUCUGGUGCUUUUAGUGCAAAGCUUAGCGAGUUGGAGCGGAAGACAUUGAAACGGAAAAGAAUAUUUGCUAGUUUAAGGGUUUUGGGCAUGGUCAUUGAACAGCUGUCCACCGAAAUUCCUGAAGAGCUGAAAUCUCUGAUGGAAUCAGAUUCUGCAAUGACAGAAGACCUAAUUGCUUACAACAUUAUUCCCUUGGAUGCUCCUUCCUUAACAAAUACUAUUAUGUCUUUGCUUGAGGUUCAAGCAGCAGUUUCAGCUUUGAAGUACUAUAGGGGUUUGCCGGAGUUACCUCGGGGUCAUCCAAUUCCUGCUGCUAGAGAUGCUGAUAUGCUUGAUUUUUUGCAGUGUAUCUUUGGAUUUCAGAAAGAUAAUGUCUCUAAUCAGCGAGAACACUUAGUUCACCUGCUUGCUAAUGAGCAGUCUCGGCUUGGAAUUCCAGCUGAAACAGAACCUAAACUGGAUGAGGCUGCGGUGCAGAACGUAUUUGUGAAGUCCCUUGAGAAUUACAUUAACUGGUGUAGCUAUUUAGCUAUUCAGCCUGUUUGGAGCAGUUUGGAUGCUGUUAGCAGAGAGAAGAAAUUGCUAUACGUCUCUUUAAUUUACCUAAUAUGGGGUGAAGCUGCCAAUAUCAGGUUUAGGUUUCUGCGAGAAUGCUUGUGCUACAUAUUUCACCAUAUUGCUAUAUCUUCUGCUUCUUCUUCUUCAUGGAUGGCUAGGGAAAUGGAUGAAAUUGUGAGCAGCAAAUUGCACAGCCAGCUAAUAGUUGCAUUACUCAGGAUGGCGUUUCUUUUCUUGAUCAAGUUAUCUGCCUCUCUAUGGCAUUGUUGCUGCA
Molecule: messenger RNA, 1488 nt
Organism: Neltuma alba
Lineage: Eukaryota; Viridiplantae; Streptophyta; Magnoliopsida; Fabales; Fabaceae
Product: callose synthase 9-like
Exons: 12
Cellular component (GO): plasma membrane
Molecular function (GO): glucosyltransferase activity
Source: RefSeq, a predicted model, not a curated record